UUCCAAUUUACAAGCCACGUCCAAAUAAACAACAAAAUAGCUCGGGUUGGGCGAAUGGGCGGUGCUUUUGUUUCGACAAUCUCAUUUCUCACACAAUCAACACACACACAAAAAUACACACAUCUUUCUUGUUUUCUUGCUUUUCGAACGAAACAUGUUUAUAAACUAAUCCCCAAUUCGUUCUUUCGAUUACUUCAAUAACAUGGACUCUUGAAAGUCAUGUUCUUUCCAUACUCUGUUUUCGUAAAGUAAAACAGAGUCAGAAUUCCGUGUCCAGUUUCACCACUCAAAUAUAAUAGAAAUUUUCUGUUUCUGAUAUGAGUGUGUUUUUUUAAUCCAUAAAUCCAGAAGUGAGAGAAAAGAAUUCUAUAAUUGUCGGGUUUGUGGCCUAUAUCUGCAUCUGAAUGGAUAUUGGAUAUUUCUUGAGUAUCUAUAUCUAAAACCUAGAAAAAGGAGUGGGGAUCUUGCAUGAUACCAAAAGGGUUUCUCCGAUUUGAUUCUUUUUUUGUUUUAAAUCAAUUAGAUUCUGUCGGGUAAGGCGGGAUGGAUUUCUGGCCGGAAUUUCUCGCAAGCAGUUGGGGUAAGGAAUUUGUCGCCGGAGGAUUCGGUGGAAUCGCCGGAAUCAUGGCUGGAUACCCACUUGACAGUAUCAGAGUCCGGCAACAAAGCUCCCCUUCCGGCUCUGCUCUUCGCAUUCUCCGGCAGGUUGCUACUACUGAAGGUCCUCUUGCCCUUUACAGAGGCAUGACUGCUCCCCUUGCCUCCGUCACCUUCCAGAACGCGAUGGUUUUCCAAAUCUACGCCAUAUUAUCGCGAGCAUUUGACUCAUCAAAUUCCUCCACCGACCCCCCAUCUUACAAAGGCGUAGCCCUAGGAGGUAUCGGAGCCGGAGCAAUCCAAAGCAUAAUGCUCUCCCCAAUCGAAUUAAUCAAGAUCCGACUUCAACUCCAAACCCAAUCAGAAAAAGGUCCCUUAAGUGUCGCGAAAAACAUAAUAAAAACAGAAAGUUGGCGUGGACUCUAUAGAGGCUUAACAAUCACAGCCUUAAGAGAUGCACCUUCACAUGGUUUCUAUUUCUGGACAUACGAAUUCAUGAGAGAACAACUUCAUCCUGGGUGUAGAAAAAGUGGCCAAGAAAGCUUCAACACCAUGCUUGUUGCAGGUGGACUUGCGGGUGUUGCUAGUUGGGUUUGUUGUUAUCCUUUAGAUGUUAUUAAAACUAGACUUCAAGCGCAAACACCAAAUUCAAAAGUGAAGUAUAAUGGAAUUGUGGAUUGUUUUCAAAAAAGUGUUAGAAAUGAUGGGUAUAGUGUGUUGUUUAGAGGACUUGGAACUGCUGUUUCUAGAGCUUUUGUUGUUAAUGGUGCUAUCUUUACAGCUUAUGAAACUGCAUUACGGGUGUUUUUCAACAAUGGUGAUGGUAAUACGAUUGAUAAGCAAGAAACCCUUCAAGCAGAUAAUGCUAUUUGAGCAAGUUAGACUAAAAGAAUUCAGAAACAACACAUUCUGAAGCAAUGUAGCUCAGAAAUCGGAAGUGGGAUAUGUAAAGAUGUUUUAAACUUUUAAUCGUAGUCAUGUAAAGAAUUCAAGAAAGGGUUGCAAUUUAUUUUGUUAUCACAACUUUUCUUGUUAUAUCAUAUUAAAAGUUUUGAUUUUUAAAUUCAGUAACUAGUAACUACCUCCGUUGUCUCUAAGAUUGAGCCCUGUUAACAUAUGAACAUCAUUGUAGUUUCUAACAGCCUGCACAAUAGAUCGAACUUGUUUGUAAGGAUCUGAAGAGUUGAAAAUUUCAGAAUCAAUGAAGACUCCAUCGCAGCCCAAUUGCAUCAUGAGAGCAGCAUCUGCAGGCGUGACAAUACCUCCAGAAGCAAAAUGGACUACAGGAAGCCUACCCAGUUGCUUGGUUUGUGCAACAAUGUCGUAAGAUCCAGAUUGAUCUCCUUGAGUUCUAAU
This is a messenger RNA of Lactuca virosa, 1953 nucleotides long. NCBI's taxonomy places the organism in Eukaryota, Viridiplantae, Streptophyta, Magnoliopsida, Asterales, Asteraceae. The record is from the annotation of a GenBank genome assembly.